AUGUGGCUCCGUGCGGCGGCCGCGGGGCAGCGCCACGGCGCGUGCGCGCGCGUGGCGGCGCGGGCGAUCAGCACGUCGUCCGCUCGCUUCUCAGGAAAGGAUGCACCUGACUUGAGUGAUCCGUUCCCCUUGCCCUUUUCCCGGGAAAUGGACCCGGCGCGCCGCGCCGACGGCGUGGACCUCGCGAGCGCGGGCCAGCGUGUCGAGGGCAUAGACGUGCCGAUCCGCGUAGCAAACCGAGAGGGCGAGGGGCGACCACGCAUGCUAGCGCGUCUGCAGUACCAGUGCCGCAAGCGCGGCACGCUCGAGACGGACCUGAUUCUCAGCACGUUUGCGCAGAAAGAGCUCGCAUGCCUCUCAAACGAGGAGCUGCAUGAGCUGGAUCAGCUUUUGGACGAGCCAGACUGGGACAUCUUCUACUGGUGUACAGAGCGCAAGCCGGUGCCGGCGCGCUGGGAGGCCUCCACACGCGCAACGAGGAGCGCAUGGUGCGGCGCUUCCCGCCCCUGA
This is a messenger RNA of Malassezia sympodialis ATCC 42132, 510 nucleotides long. RefSeq lists its product as uncharacterized. Gene Ontology annotation, biological process: mitochondrial respiratory chain complex II assembly; protein-FAD linkage; mitochondrial electron transport, succinate to ubiquinone. The record is from RefSeq and is a predicted model, not a curated record. Gene Ontology annotation, cellular component: mitochondrion. The transcript has 2 exons. Bases 1 to 510 code for a protein of 169 amino acids. NCBI's taxonomy places the organism in Eukaryota, Fungi, Basidiomycota, Malasseziomycetes, Malasseziales, Malasseziaceae.